Drosophila takahashii is the source of this 787-nucleotide messenger RNA. Its product is annotated as tetratricopeptide repeat protein 12. Gene Ontology annotation, molecular function: protein binding. Gene Ontology annotation, biological process: sperm axoneme assembly; axonemal dynein complex assembly. Lineage: Eukaryota; Metazoa; Arthropoda; Insecta; Diptera; Drosophilidae. The record is from RefSeq and is a predicted model, not a curated record. Gene Ontology annotation, cellular component: centrosome; cytoplasm.
AUAAACAAAACUCCACAACGGUCAAAUCAAAAACAAAUAUUUAUUUGAAUCCGUCGGUCAUUAUUUAAUAUUUGGGAACAUGUAUUCCUUGCAACACCCGCAAAUCGAUGAGCGCUUUUUAGAUUCCGAAUCAACAGUUGAAGAAGUGGUCAGGUUGCUUGAAAGCCUUCAAGUGCCGAAUGAGGACGAGGAAGAGGGACACGAUAAAGUUCAGAACGAUACUAAGACGACUAUUGUAACAGAGGACAAUUUUAUAAUCAUUGGCCGGAAAAAUGUUCCUCCGGAUAUUUCUGCACCUAAAGAUACUGCAUUCAAAGAAAAAUCAAAGCCUAGAACUUUCAACCGUCUGGAUCGGACUAAGGAUCGAUUUCCCUUUAUGCGACAGGUCGAGAUGGAUCUUGAUCAACGGUCUAAAGCUCGAUUAGAAAGAGAACGAGUGGCCCAAAACUUUCGAAAAUUAGGAAACGCUGAGUAUCGAAAGGGUAACUAUGAGACUGCUAUGCAUAUGUACACCGAAGCCAUUGAAAAUAUCCGGGACAGUCACAUUCUCUACAUAAAUCGCGCUCUCUGCUUUAUCAAAUCGGGUAAAUUCAAACGAGGCAUUGUCGAUUGUGACUUCGUUCUGAACAAGUUGGAUGAGAAGAAUCUGAGGGCGUGGAUGUAUCGCGCCAUGGCCUACAAAGGACUCAACGAUGAGUCCAAUUUUGAGAACUGUGUAAAAUAUGCCCGCAAAUUCAAUUCGAAGCAGAUGGAGUUCAUUGAUGAUUUCCUGGAAAAGUUAAAAUAA